UCACGUCCGGCCUGCGAGUUACCGCCCACUCGCCGCGGCGCUUCUGGCUCCAGGCCGGUCUCCGGAUCCGAUCCUGCUAAUGGUUUUGGCCAUAUCUUCAUGCUGGGCUUCAUCACCAGGCCUCCUCACAGAUUCCUGUCCCUUCUGUGUCCCGGACUCCGGAUACCUCGACUUUCAGUACCUUGUGCUCAGCCCAGGCCCAGAGCCAUGGCUCUCCCCUCUUCCUCCUGCAAACUGCCCUUGGUGGCUGUGUGCCAGGUAACAUCGACGCCAGACAAGCAACAGAACUUUAAAACAUGUGCUGAGCUGGUUCGAGAGGCUGCCAGACUGGGUGCCUGCCUGGCUUUCCUGCCUGAGGCAUUUGACUUCAUUGCACGCGACCCUGCAGAGACGCUACGCCUGUCUGAACCACUGGGUGGGAGACUUUUGGAAGAAUACACCCGGCUUGCCAGGGAAUGUGGACUCUGGCUGUCCUUGGGUGGUUUCCAUGAGCGUGGCCAAGACUGGGAGCAGACUCAGAAAAUCUACAAUUGUCACGUGCUGCUGAACAGCAAAGGGGCAGUAGUGGCCACUUACAGGAAGACACAUCUGUGUGACGUAGAGAUUCCAGGGCAGGGGCCUAUGUGUGAAAGCAAUUCCACCAUGCCUGGGCCCAGUCUUGAGUCACCUGUCAGCACACCAGCAGGCAAGGUUGGUCUAGCUGUCUGCUAUGACAUGCGGUUCCCUGAACUCUCUCUGGCAUUGGCUCAAGCUGGAGCAGAGAUACUUACCUAUCCUUCAGCUUUUGGAUCGGUUACAGGCCCAGCCCACUGGGAGGUGUUGCUGCGGGCCCGUGCUAUCGAAACCCAGUGCUAUGUCGUGGCAGCGGCACAGUGUGGACGCCACCACGAGAAGAGAGCAAGUUAUGGCCACAGCAUGGUGGUAGACCCCUGGGGAACAGUGGUGGCCCGCUGCUCUGAGGGGCCAGGCCUCUGCCUUGCCCGAAUAGACCUCAGCUAUCUGCGACAGUUGCGUCAACACCUGCCUGUGUUCCAGCACCGCAGGCCUGACCUCUAUGGCAAUCUGGGUCACCCACUGUCUUAAGGACUUCUGUGAAUUCAGACCCGCCCCCACCAGCCCCCACCCCGCCAUUGUGAGCUGGUGCUCAUGUUACUUGGAGGCAGGACCCAGGCACAGCUCCCCUCACUUGGAGAACCUUGACUCUCUUGAUGGAACACAGGCUUGGCUUCUUAGGAAAGAAACUUUCACCUGAGCUUCACCUGAGGUCAGAUUGCAGUUUCAGAAAGGUGGCAUUUUAUAUAGUCAUUGUUUAUUUCAUGAAAACUGAAGUUCUGCUGAGGGCUGAGCAGCACUGGCAUUGAAAAAUAUAAUAAUCAUACAGUC
Cercocebus atys (sooty mangabey) is the source of this 1383-nucleotide messenger RNA. RefSeq names its product nitrilase 1 (gene NIT1). Lineage: Eukaryota; Metazoa; Chordata; Mammalia; Primates; Cercopithecidae. The transcript has 7 exons. Gene Ontology annotation, molecular function: hydrolase activity, acting on carbon-nitrogen (but not peptide) bonds, in linear amides. The coding region runs from base 100 to 1083 and encodes 327 amino acids. The record is from RefSeq and is a predicted model, not a curated record.